AACAAAUCCCACAUGUCGAGAAGUGAGAGUCGCAGAUUUUGUACGUCAUCAUAGCUCGUAGUGCCCCACAACGCUGUGAUUGGCUUAAUAGUUUAUAUCCCAAUUUGUCAUUCAGUAAUUUUUUAAUAAAGAAUACAUUAGCUCAAUAAUUACUAUACGUCAUUAGGGAUUCACAUUUCAAAUACAAUAUAAUUCAAGAUUUCUUAACGUGAGUGACUUAUAAUGGAUUGUCCUCUCUAAAUUAUAACGUGCCUGUUUUGUUUUGACGUUCAAAACAUCUAUUCAGAGCAAUGGAUGUCGCUAGAGAAGUGGUUCGCCGUGACAAAAAACUGUCAUUUUCCAACAUGAUUGGCGUUCACCAUGCUAGAACAAGACAGAAGGCCCACGCCUCACAUGGAAAACAAUUAUCUCCUCCGUGGUUUAGAUAUAUUGCUUGUGUUACAUGACUGCGAGCGAUAUGGAGUAGCCCUAAACAGGAAUGGAAAGAGGCUGAUCAGCAGUGAAGGUUGUUAUGGCGGAUUCAGAGGCAUCACCGCAGAGCGGGGGUUACGAUGUGGAGCUGUUCGUGGACACGCCGGACUACGACCUCAUUUGCACCAUCUGCCAGGGGGUCCUACGAUGCCCCGUGAGAGCCACGUGCCAUCACAUCUUCUGCAAGAGAUGCAUUUUGCAAUGGCUGAAGAGGCAGGAGACAUGCCCGUGCUGCAGAAAGGCUGUCAACCAGAGCGUCAUCUUUGUCAUGUUCAAGCUCAGCAGGUCGAUUGGCCGCAUGAAGAUUAAGUGUAGGAAUGAGAUCCGCGGCUGCUCAGCGACGUUCCCACUCGCGGAACAGUAUUGCCACAGCAUGAGCUGCGUCUACGAGCUCAUCCCCUGCCCGUACCAGGGCUGCCGUGCCCAGCUCCUCCGCCGCGACCUGGACACGCACGCGCGCCACUGCGAACACUGGCGGCAGCCCUGCCACAUGGGCUGCGGCGUUGUGCUGUCCCACCGUACGCAGGCCCAGCACAACUGCUACCGGCAGCUGAGGCAGGAGUACGCCUUGAGGCAGAGGAACCACCGGGCCAUCGCCGCUGCCCUGCAGCGGAAAAUGCGGCGCAUGCAGAGCACCAUGGCCCACAUGAAGAGGCAGAUCGGCCUGAUCUGCGAGAGCCUGGAGGUCAUGGACGACCUGCAGGAAGAGGAGGUGGAGGAGGAGGUGGAGGAGGAGGAGGUGGAGGAGGACCAGGGGGAGACCAGCGGAGGCGCCAGUGCCAGUGGCUCUUGAUUAGGAGGAGGGUUUUCUCUUGGGUUUUGUGUGUGUGUGAGUGAAUAAGCUACAUGUUUGAUGACGUAAAGAAAAGUAUUAAAAAAUACUGUGGUUUACAGAAUUUUUAGAUGGUCUUUCGUGAACUGCCAAUUGUUAAUGCCUCUGUUGCCAUCUUGCUUGUUCACAUUUUAAAAUCAGAGUUUAAUAUUUUGACUGGCGAAAAUCUUGGGUCCUGCUUUUUGUCUAUGUCAAUGAGAAGGAGUUUUUUAUUUGGUACAAGCUUGUAAUGUGGCAUUUGGUAGGUAUAUUGUAUAAAUUGUUUUACCCAACAGAUGUUGAUAGCUGAUUUGUUUGGUGUCCACUUGCAACUAACACAUGGUCAUGCUAUUUACAAUUUUUUCCGAUGCCACCUCAGGGGACCUAUAGAACUGGUUUCAUUAUUGACCAUCUUAUUUUUGCACAGUACAGCUUUAAAAGUGAAAUGAUAUGAUGAUAAUGAUGAAUUCCAAUGUCUAUGUAUUUUUUUUAUAAAAAGGAAUUAUACAUUAUAAUGUCCUUUGUCUGUUAUUUAUCGAUAUAAAAACAGUCAUUAACGAA
Molecule: messenger RNA, 1843 nt
Organism: Gadus chalcogrammus (walleye pollock)
Lineage: Eukaryota; Metazoa; Chordata; Actinopteri; Gadiformes; Gadidae
Gene: rnf151
Product: ring finger protein 151
Exons: 5
Coding region: 512-1264 (250 amino acids)
Biological process (GO): positive regulation of JNK cascade; regulation of canonical NF-kappaB signal transduction
Cellular component (GO): plasma membrane signaling receptor complex
Molecular function (GO): zinc ion binding
Source: RefSeq, a predicted model, not a curated record